AUCUGUGUUAACGGUAGAUUUUCAUCCAUAUCUCGUAUUGUUGCAGGCAUGAAAUGAUGACCAGCGUGAGGUGUUGCCAGUGCAGUGCUAACAUUAUGCAACGUUUCGAUGCUGAAUAUACCCAGCAGUAAGUGACGUAGCAACGUCAAUCAGGAAGUGUUUUCCAGACUUGAAGCUGCUUCACGUGUAUGUUUCUUCCAACUUUUGCUCUUCUUUGAAAUAACAUUUCACCGGUGCCGUGUCAAAGUAAUAUGCAGAACGACUUGCGAUGGCUUGGAAGUCAAAGACCCGCAGUCUACAGGUGUUCGACACAGAGUUGAGUGCCGACACAGUGGAGUGGUGCCCGAUCCCGCAGUGCUACAACAUUCUGGCAUGUGGAACAUAUCAACUACAGAAGGGGCCAGAUGCGGGAUCAGAGGAGGCGGCCUCCCGGAUUGGUCGACUGUACCUGUUCCAGUUUCGUCAACAAGGACCAAUGUUUCCACCCCUCAAUGAGCUGCAACGGAUUGACACACCUGCUAUAUUAGAUCUAAAAUGGUGCCAUGUGCCGGUGUCAGACAGGCCUCUGCUUGGUAUGGCCACAGCCUCUGGAGAGAUUCAACUUCACAGACUCACAGACAGUCAGGACUGUUCCUGUGUUCUGAAGACUGUGAACAGUUUGGAACUAGGACCGGAUAGGUUGGCCCUGUCACUGGACUGGUCUACUGGCCGUGCUGAUAGCAGCGACGUGCGUGUUGUGUCCAGUGACUCAGCAGGCUGUGUCAGUGUCUUGUCCCUGGGGGAAGGCAGUCUGACGGCUGUGUCCCAGUGGAGGGCCCAUGACUUUGAAGCCUGGAUAUCAGCAUUCUCCUACUGGGAUACUCAGCUUGUCUACUCUGGCGGGGAUGACUGCAAGCUAAAGGGCUGGGAUCUUAGGAUGGGUCCAUCUUCCCCCACUUUUACCAGCAAGAGGCACUCGAUGGGCGUAUGCAGUAUACACAGUAGCCCUCACCGGGAGCGCAUUCUUGCCACAGGCAGCUAUGACGAGCAGGUGCUCCUCUGGGAUGAAAGGAACAUGCGUCAGCCUCUUAGUGAGAGUGCUCUGGGGGGCGGAGUUUGGAGACUGAAGUGGCAUCCCACCAAUGAGCACUUGCUGUUGGCCGCCUGCAUGCACAAUGACUUCCACAUCCUUCAUUGCCAGCAAGCUCUGGAGGGCAGCGGCAGUGCGUGCUCUGUCCUGGGCUCCUACAUUCUCCACAACUCCCUGGCCUAUGGGGCCGACUGGUCCCGGUUUCCCCUGGAUGAGACCACUCCCCCUCCAGAGACCUCAGAGCCGACCCGGGGCCCUGCGCAGGGCCAUACAGGGGGACACCUGAGGAUCCAGUAUGAAUCUCCCACUGCCAGCUUCGACACCUCCUUGGAGGAUGACGCGGGACAUUACAUUCCUGAGAGUUCAUCCCCACCACCUUCCAGCCCUGCAUCUGACCCCCCCUGUCCCAACCCCAUGGAGGACAGUCCUUCCAUGUCCUGCCUAAUGGCCAGCUGCUCCUUCUACGACCACAUGCUACACGUUUGGCGCUGGGACUGGACCCGGCCAGAGGAAGGCUGCGUUGGGAAGGCCCGGGAGGGGGAAGAGAGAGGAGCGAUAGGCGAGUGAGACAGGUCAAACAUGGAGCGGAACACUGUAAUAGUCGAACGCAGCUGGUGUUUGGAGGCCAGUGUUUGUUUAUUGGUCAAUCCCAUUACAUCAGGAGGCUGAGACAAAGGAAUGUGUGCUACUGUAUCUCACUGAAGAGGUGCUCACCCAUAAGGAUUGUUUGAGUUAAGUACCAACACAGGACUUCACAUAUUUGAAUGUUUGCACUCAAGCAACAAAAACCUACACAACCAGCACCAUUUAUAUCAUAAUAAUAUUUCCUGUUUUUUUUCCAAUUUCAAUUGUUGUAAAAUACUGAUGUUUUUAGGCAUUACGGUUUGGGCCAGUAAUGCCCACAGUAGGAAAAGGCAGAUGGUAGUUCUACAUCCUUUCUUAGUAGGGCAACACUGAAUGACUUGUAGAUAUUAUUUAGAGCUGGUUUUGGCUGUGCUGAUCAAUAUCAUUCCACCCUUAAUUAAUAAUGUAUCUAAUUACACAUUUUUGGUCAGUACAUUUUGCAUUUUAAUAUAUGCUUUCCUGAUAAGUGGGUCAUGGAUUUAUUACAAUACAUUACAUUUCUUUGAAAUAUUUACCAGGAAAAGCUAUUAUUUAAUCCACUUAUCAUUGUACUUUAAUGUAUAUAAUUUUUAAGCAAUACAUCUGCUGUGUUUGGAUCCCAUGGUUUCUCUGGUCUGGUAAAUGUCUGAUUUUCUUGAUGGACAUCUAAGCCUAGCUAAACAUACAGUUCCAACUCAUCUGGUUUUUAAUCACUGUUUUUAAAAAUCCCUAUUAAGAGAUUAUUAAAGCAGCUGAAACAAGAAAUUGCCUUCCCUGUUUUCAUCAAAAGCUAAGGGAUGGAGCUGGGGAUUUGUAGUCACUCUUGAAUUUGUAGACCGAUUUGUGGCUACAAGAACUGAUUAUCCAUGAUAUACAAGUAUUAGUUUUAACCAUGGUGUGAGAUUUGAUUGUAUAUUUACAGUGCAGUCCAUAAGUACAAAGCUCAAAAAAAUUAAGGGAACACUUAAAUCACACAUCGGGUCUCGAUGAAUGAAAUAUAUUAAAGAUCAAAAUCUUUACUGUACAUUGUGUAAUUGGUUGAGAACAAAAUGACAUGUAAGUGGAAACCAAGAUCACCAACAGAGUGAGGGCUAGAUUCAAACUCACAACAAAAAUCUAACUAAACAAUUGAAAUCACAGGCUGUUCCAACUUGUGUGAAUUUCAUCAUGGCAACUCAUUGUGACACACUACUGUAUGAACAUCUGGGCAUACUCCUGAUGAGAUGGCGGAUGGUGUCUUGAGGGAUCUCCACCCAGACCUGGAUCAGGGCAUCAGUGAGCU
Messenger RNA from Esox lucius (northern pike), 2954 nucleotides. RefSeq names its product diphthamide biosynthesis 7 (gene dph7). Gene Ontology annotation, molecular function: protein binding. The record is from RefSeq and is a predicted model, not a curated record. Bases 269 to 1636 code for a protein of 455 amino acids. NCBI's taxonomy places the organism in Eukaryota, Metazoa, Chordata, Actinopteri, Esociformes, Esocidae. The transcript has 10 exons.